GAGCGAGGGCCGUUUUCUUUCUCCGUCGGCGCGUCUUCCCCUCUCGCUCCCCCCUACGCUUGCACGUCAGUUGAUAAAACGGCAUUCGAGAUCCGACCACAAUCCAGGUUGAACAUGGCAGGUAACCAGCCGUCCUGACUCUCAAGUGUCUGUGUGUGUAUGUGUGUGUGCGUGUUCUGUAAGUUUCUUCUAGUUUUUGGAUGGGUUUACUGUGCGUAAUAUGCCGAGAAGACGUAACGGUGAAAUCCCUCUGCCCGAGGGAUGGGAUUUCGCGAGGGACUACGACGGCAAAGUGUAUUUCAUAGACCACAACAGCAAGAAAACAACUUGGAUAGAUCCAAGAGACAGGUACACGAAGCCGCAGACGUUCGCCGAUUGCAUCGGUACCGAACUACCGUUGGGUUGGGAAGAAGGAUACGACCCAAAUAUCGGCGUUUAUUACAUCGAUCACGUGAACCAAUGCACUCAAUUAGAGGAUCCAAGGUUGGAAUGGAGAGCUAUCCAAGAAGAUAUGCUGCGGGAUUAUCUUCAUACUGCUCAAGAUGUCCUGGAGGCCAAGAAAGAAAUCUAUGAUAUCAAACAGCAAAGGCUAUACUUGGCCCAGGAUGAGUACAACCAUUUAAAUAAUGCUUUAAGUACUCUAAAUACUUCUAGGACGAGUUUGUGUUCGAGUUCGAGUUCCCUUAGUACAAAAUACGAUCCCGAUCUGCUCAAAUCUGAUGUUGCUCUUGCCAAAAGUAGGGUCUCGAGGCUUAAGAGAGAGUUAGAACAAAUUAGGGCAGAAAUGUCUUGUACUCAGCGAGGGGUUGAAACGCUUACUUCUGUGGAACAAAAACUCAACGGAGGGUGUUAUAACAUAAAUGAAGCCCAAGCGAUGGUAGCGGAACUGCGGGAAAUUCAAAGAUCUCUUACAUCUGGGGAGCAAGAAAAGUCAGAACUUAUGAGGUCAUUAGCUAAAUUAAAGGACGAUUUGACGAGGCUUCAAUUGGGUGAAAGUUCCCCAGAAGUCAGCACAUUAUCCUUACCCAAUACUCCGAAUCCAGUUAAUCAAAUAACACCUUCAGAAAAAUCUUCUACAGCCUCACAGACUGAUUUGUCAGGAGAACUGGUCCCAAUGGGUACUAGAUUAGCAGCGAUGGCUCGCAUGAGGUUAGAAUAUGAUGAGGCUAGGAAAAAGAUACAAUUUAUUCAACAACAACUAGCUGAUUUGGAAGAAAAAGUAACUCCUGGUCAAGCAGAAAGUGAUAAAGACAGAUUGCUUCUCUUCCAAGAGAAAGAACAAUUAUUGCGAGAACUGAGGAGUAUUACACCCCAUACUAGGAGUCACCAAGAAAUGACUGAUAUUCAAAAUGAGAUUCGACGAUUGGAACAAGAUCUUAAUACAGCACUUGAAAUGUCUAAUAGAGCGAUUGCUGAUAGACUUCGACUGCAUGAGGAGAAGCAAGUUUUGUUAUCAGGGUUACGCGAUGCUUUGAAAACAAUGACUUCCUUAGAAUCUCAAUUGCGAACAUUAUCAGCAUCAACUCUUUCUGUCAGUUCGAGUUCAAGUCUUGGCUCCUUGUCAACAACAAGCAGUAAGGGUUCGUUGUCGUCUGCACUCAGUUUUACUGAUAUUUACGGUGGACCUCAAUGCCUUCUUAGUUCAUCAAGUGACAGACCUAUUGACAUGAUUGAUUUGCAUAAAAGGGUCGAACGUCUUUUAAGGGGAGAUUCAUGCCCGCCACCUCCAGCCUAUGAAGCAUCUUGUGAUCAUAGACCUCCUCCUGGUCGAUCUCCACCGUUAUCCCCCAUUUCUGAAACCUCACCUACCCCACCAACUGCUUCUGUGUCGGCAGCUGUAAGUGAUGAAAGUGUUGCUGGUGACUCAGGCGUUUUUGAAGCAUCACAAAGAACGUUGGAUAUGUCCCUUGAUACUGCACAAGUGCAAAUUAAAUUAAGAUAUUCGAUUCGAGAUUGUAUACUUCACAUUGGAAUUGAAAAAGCAAGAAAUUUGGCAGCUCUUUUCAUUCCCGAUCGGUGCCAAGUGUAUAUAAAAGCCACCCUUCUUCCAAAUAGUCUACAGAACACUCAAUCCUGCUGUACAAAGCCUAUCGCUGAGCUUGAUAAGGCCAGGUUUAGUGAAACUUUCCCUUUUCAAGUGCCUCUGAAAAAAUUGUAUACAAAAACCCUUCAAAUCAAUGUUUGGUCUUUAGCGAUAGAAGGACAAACAGAAUGCCUGGGCUCUGUGCAAGUUAGUUUGGCUGACUUUACACCAGAUUGUACUUUGCUAAAAUGGUACAACAUUCUAAGCUAUAGAUUUAUGGUUGGUGAUUCACCUUUGACCAAUCAGACAAUACCCACUGAAAAACAGCAAAAAGAAGAAAGCAGUGAUGAAUCAACUAUUAUUUCAUCUCAGACAUCCACUUUAACAAGAAAUCAAGGUUGUGAAGGUGUUCCUCCACAAGGCAUUAGUUCAAGGCUAGAGGAGCUUGAAAGUGAAGAUGAUGAAAACGAUCUUGAUGAAGAAGAGGAGGAAUAUCAGGAUGAAGAUGAAGAAGGCAUUGAAAUAUCAUGCACUGAUGAACUUAGUCAAGUUCCUGAGGAAUCUGAAGAUGAAAGUUGUGAGAAAGAAGACAAAGAAACUAAUACUGAAUGCGUAUUUGUUCCUGAAAAAGGUUGUAAAUCUGGAAUCCAACAUAUCAUUAAGAGGUCACAAACAUUUUCACCGACUGCAACCAAUCAAUACAUUUGUAGGUUAAACAGAAGUGAUAGUGAUAGUUCCAUGCCUCUUUAUCGCCGAAAUCAGUGUGCAUUCCAAAGAGGUUCUGUGGAAAGGCGAUCUCUAAGGUGGCGUGGAGGUAAGACGAAAGGUCGAACCCCUCCGACACAUCAUGCCCCUCAUUCUGGAGCACCUCGGACAUCACUUGACCUAGAAUUAGAUUUAAGAGCUCAACAUACAAGACUUACAGCGUUGCAAGAUGACCUUCAAAGGUUAAGGGAAUUGAAAUCGCGGCUUGAAACUGCAAGGGAAAAAGGUGAUGUUGAAGUUGCUGCCUGGGUAAUGGAGGAUGUUCAGUUCCAAAACUUUGUUGCUCAGGCUGAUGGGAAAAGUGCGGAUGAAAAGAAGGUUGAAAAACUUCUCAAGAAAACUUCUAAGGAAAUUUAUAAACUUAGGAAAAGUAAGGCCGGGAAAGGAAAACCUGAUCUGAUAUCUUUUAAAGAAAAAAUGGCCUUUUUUACACGAGCCAAUGUUAGUGUCCCUCUACUACCAAACGAUGAUGACAGUGAAACUCAGAGGUAUGAAUACACUGUUGACCGAGCAUUGGGGGUAGAAGUUUAACAUAAUUUUGUAAAAUUAGGUUGAAGCAUUUGGAACGUCAGUUUUUUCCAGGUUAAAAAAAAUACAUUGUUCAACAAAGAUUGAUUUUCUUUUAAUAAUUUUCUACCUAAUGUAAAGCAUGGAAAAUUGCCAUAACUCAUUUAUAGUUUAUUAGUCACUUCAGAAGCAAAUAUUCAUGAAUGCAAAUAAAAUUUGUGUUCUGGUAAAUAUCAGUAUCACAAAAAGUACUCAGAAGUAUAACUAAGUGGUUUGAUUUUUGUUCCAGUUAAAAUUUAACAAAUAGUUACAUAUCAUCACUGCAUUUUUAGAUAAUUAAGUAUCGAGCUAGUUAUUAUAACAAAUUUCUCUUUCUGAAUUUAAAGUAUUUAUAUCAAAAUUUAAAACUGACAUUUCAUUUGUUUACUACUCAAUACCUUGGAAGCACCAAAGUGAUAGUUAGGAAUGGAAAGAUUGUGAUAUUUUUGGAUAAAGCUCCUUUUAAUAAUAUAUUUUUCUAAUAAUAUGCUAUGCUUAGUUCUCUCAAUAAAAGCAUUUAGGAAACUAUUGUAUGAAUUCAAUGUUUUAUUUUAGUUUGUUAUGAUUUAUGUAUUCGAUAUGACUUUCAUUAUUAUUAUUAAUCAUUAUAAUUAUUAUAAAACACUGUCACUAUCCAAAUUUUUGUUACAGUGUUUGUUCUUUAUUAUUAACUCAUUUUAAAAGCUGUGUUUUUAAUUUCAGUCGAAAAUAAGUGGAUAAAAUUAACACUCUAAUGAAUAGUUAAGUAGUUAUUAGCAUUAGAAUAUAUUGCCCAAUUAGACAAAUUAAUGACUUUAUGUUCGAUACAUAGAGAAAUGAAGGGCAUGUUGUCAUGGAUAUACAGAGUUUGAUAUAUUUAGAAAGAGCAUUGUUUUAGUCGGUGGACAUGUGCUAGUCAGCAUAAUGGAUUUAGUGAUGCCUAAGAUAGUAAUUAAUCUGUUGUAUACUUGUAAAAUCUGAUAAUUUUUGUUAUUGAUAAAUAAAACAAACCACCGUUAGUUCAUUAAUAUUAUUCAUUUUUAUUUAUCCUUAAGAACAAAGAAUGAUGUGUUCAGACUAAGAAUAAAAUAAAAUUAAAAUGUAGA
Molecule: messenger RNA, 4419 nt
Organism: Cimex lectularius (bed bug)
Lineage: Eukaryota; Metazoa; Arthropoda; Insecta; Hemiptera; Cimicidae
Gene: kibra
Product: protein kibra
Exons: 18
Coding region: 221-3319 (1032 amino acids)
Biological process (GO): negative regulation of organ growth; regulation of DNA-templated transcription; cell migration
Cellular component (GO): cytoplasm
Molecular function (GO): kinase binding; molecular adaptor activity
Source: RefSeq, a predicted model, not a curated record